Molecule: messenger RNA, 1364 nt
Organism: Hippopotamus amphibius kiboko
Lineage: Eukaryota; Metazoa; Chordata; Mammalia; Artiodactyla; Hippopotamidae
Gene: ATXN3
Product: ataxin 3
Exons: 11
Coding region: 41-1117 (358 amino acids)
Biological process (GO): protein deubiquitination
Cellular component (GO): nucleus
Molecular function (GO): cysteine-type deubiquitinase activity
Source: RefSeq, a predicted model, not a curated record
GUGGUUCGGCGCGGGGGCCGUUGGCUCCAGACAAAUAAACAUGGAGUCCAUCUUCCACGAAAAACAAGAAGGCUCACUUUGUGCUCAACAUUGCUUGAAUAACCUAUUGCAAGGAGAAUACUUCAGCCCUGUGGAAUUAUCUUCCAUUGCACACCAGCUAGAUGAGGAAGAGAGGAUGAGAAUGGCAGAAGGAGGAGUUACUAGCGAAGACUAUCGCACAUUUUUGCAGCAGCCUUCUGGAAAUAUGGAUGACAGUGGCUUUUUCUCUAUUCAAGUUAUAAGCAAUGCCUUGAAAGUUUGGGGUUUAGAAUUAAUCCUGUUUAACAGUCCAGAGUAUCAGAGGCUCGGGAUCGAUCCCAUAAAUGAAAGAUCAUUUAUAUGCAAUUAUAAAGAACACUGGUUUACAGUUAGAAAAUUAGGAAAACAGUGGUUCAACUUGAAUUCUCUCUUGACGGGUCCAGAAUUAAUAUCAGACACAUACCUUGCACUUUUCUUGGCUCAGUUACAACAGGAAGGUUAUUCUAUAUUUGUUGUUAAGGGUGACCUGCCAGACUGCGAAGCUGACCAGCUCCUGCAGAUGAUCAGGGUCCAACAGAUGCAUCGACCAAAACUUAUUGGAGAAGAAUUAGCACAACUCAAAGAACAGAGAGUCCAGAAAACAGAUCUAGAACGCGUCUUAGAAGCAAAUGAUGGUUCAGGAAUGUUAGAUGAAGAUGAGGAGGAUUUGCAGAGGGCUCUGGCACUAAGUCGGCAAGAAAUCGACAUGGAAGAUGAAGAAGCAGAUCUCCGCAGGGCCAUUCAGCUCAGUAUGCAAGGUACUUCCAGAAAUAUAUGUCAAGAUAUUCCACAGCCUUCAGGUACACAUCUUACUUCAGAAGAGCUGCGAAAGAGAAGAGAAGCCUACUUUGAAAAGCAGCAGCAGCAGCAGCAAGAGCAGCAGCAGCAGCAGGAUCCACCAGGACAGCUCACGCAUCCGUGUGAAAAGCCGACCGCAAGUUCAGGAGCACUUGACAGUGACCUAGGUGAUGCUGUGAGUGAGGAAGACAUGCUUCAGGCAGCUGUGACCAUGUCUUUAGAAACUGUUAGAAGUAAUUUCAAAACAGAAGGAAAAAAAUAAUAUCUUUCACAAAUCAUUUAGAUAUUCAGUCUUUCCAAUAUUGUCCUGUGUGAUCACAGCAUAGGGUCCAUUUUGGUAAUGUGUCAAAGAGAACAAUUUUCAACAGAGGAAAUAAGACUUAGGUGGUUUACAAACAAAAAGAUGAGAGGGUGGAAAAAUCCAUCGGUUGUAGGACUAAAUAAUGAUCCUCCAAACAUUAGCCAAAGAGGCAUUCAGCAAUUAAAGAAAUUUAAAAUAGUUUUCUAAA